AUGCAAAAGUUUGUUCCUCGUACAACCAUGAAAGCCACUGCAAUCACCAUAAAUCCCUCAUUCUCUCCACCCUUUUGUUCGUCUGCCACUACCCCUUUUUCUUGUUCCUCAUCAUCUUCUCCACACCCUGCAAGAUUUCAACGUUUGAAGUCGUCAGGAGCAAAACCCAUCACUCUUUCUUGCAGAGGAGCAUGGUUGCGGUCUUUGCAGGGGUCGAAAGCUCUGAGGGUUAGAAAAAGUUUUGUGCUUGAGGCUGGAAAUGUGACCGUGGCAGAGGUUGAUUCUAAUGGAGAGGGGGAGAACGAGGGUGCUUUGCUUGGCUCCGAGAAUGAGAAAAAUUCAAAGCCUCGGAGAAUUGCUCUCUUUGUUGAGCCUUCUCCCUUUGCAUAUGUCUCAGGAUACAAAAACCGGUUUCAGAACUUUAUCAGAUGCCUUCGUGAAAUGGGAGAUGAGGUGAUGGUUGUGACAACACAUGAGGGAGUGCCCCGCGAAUUUUAUGGUGCCAAAGUAAUCGGAUCUUGGAGCUUUCCCUGCCCUUGGUAUCAGAAGGUACCCCUCUCGUUGGCACUUAGUCCAAGAAUAAUUUCAGAGGUAGCCCGGUUUAAGCCUGACAUAAUCCAUGCAUCAUCGCCAGGCAUAAUGGUUUUUGGAGCUCUUAUCAUUGCAAAACUAUUGUGUGUUCCAAUUGUCAUGUCCUAUCACACCCAUGUACCUGUGUACAUUCCUAGAUAUACCUUUAGCUGGUUGGUGAAACCCAUGUGGUUGAUCAUAAAAUUUCUUCACAGAGCAGCUGAUCUAACUCUGGUACCAUCUGCUGCCAUUGCGGGGGAUCUCCUAGCAGCUAGAGUCACAGCAGCUAACAAGAUUCGGCUUUGGAACAAGGGUGUUGACUCUGAAAAAUUCCAUCCCCAAUACCGCUCCUAUGAAAUGCGGUUAAGACUAAGCAAUGGUGAACCUGACAAACCCUUGAUAGUUCAUGUUGGACGGCUUGGAGUAGAGAAGAGUUUAGAUUUUCUCAAAAGGCUCAUGGAUAGGCUUCCUGAAGCCCGAAUUGCUUUUGUUGGCGAUGGACCAUACAGGGAGGAGCUAGAGAAAAUGUUUGAAGGUAUGCCUGCAGUGUUUACUGGAAUGCUAGGAGGGGAAGAACUGUCCCAAGCAUAUGCUAGUGGAGAUGUGUUUGUGAUGCCUUCAGAGUCAGAGACACUUGGUCUUGUAGUUUUGGAGGCCAUGUCUUCAGGGAUACCUGUGGUGGCAGCACGUGCUGGAGGUAUUCCUGAUAUAAUCCCUGCAGAUCAAGAUGGUAAAACCAGCUAUCUGUAUAAUCCUAGAGAUCUUGAAGACUGCUUGAGCAAACUAAGGCCCCUUUUGCACGACAAAGUGUUGAGAGAAACCGUGGGAAAUGCUGCACGUGAAGAGAUGGAGAAGUAUGAUUGGAAGGCAGCCACACGAAAGAUUCGCAACGAACAAUACAAUGCUGCCAUUUGGUUCUGGCGCAAGAAAAGGGCUCAACUAUUGAGACCCUUCCAGUGGCUGGCAAAACGUUUUUCCCCAUCACCUCAAGUCAACUAA
Molecule: messenger RNA, 1569 nt
Organism: Sphenostylis stenocarpa
Lineage: Eukaryota; Viridiplantae; Streptophyta; Magnoliopsida; Fabales; Fabaceae
Source: the annotation of a GenBank genome assembly